CUUUUUUCUAUCUAAUCCUUUCCAAUCCACGUCCAAGUAAAAACAGCAAAGAAAAAAAAAAGAUGAACACUCCAAUAAAACUCACCUUUCUCAUUCUCUGCAUUGCCCUGACCGCAACCGCAUUCUUAGUCCCAGCCAAACGUGCCGACGUUACACCAGAACACGAAAAAACCGUCGCAGGAAUCUGCAACGUUGUCGAAGACAAAAAUCUUUGUAGCAUAACCUUGAAAACCGUCCCAAGCAAUGACCCCGCCUUCUUGGUCCGUUACUUAGCCACAGCCGCAGAAUCCUCUGUUAAAAAGGGCUUGAACUUCCUCUCCGAAAUCAAACCCAAGUACAAAGGAAACUCAUUCGCCACAAACUGCAUCACUGGUUGUGAGAAACAGCUAAACAACGCCUUGGAAGACUUUGCAGAUUUCUGGAAAGCCGCGGGAAAAAACAUAACCAGCAUGGCUGAUAAUUACUUCACAUGCAAGAAGAAGAUGACUUCGAUCUUCACGUACCACUCGACUUGUCUCGAUGACAUUUACGACAAAACGUUGUUGAAAGAGGUUCAAGGAGGGAUAGGGCUUGGGAAAAGAAUGAGUGGUGAGUCAGUGGAUGUGUUCGCUGGAAUGGACAAAGUCUUUAACACUUUAAACAUUAAGACCAAACUUAACCAGCAAGAUACCGAUUCGUUGCUCCCACCACCUUUGUCGUUUUACUACACUUGAUUUAUUUAUUAACAUACAUAUUCUUAUACAUAUAAAACAAAGACAAAUGUGCAUCGAUUGGGUUUUUCAGAUGUUUUAGGGAUCUUUUAAGGGUUCCUUUUUGACGUAUAUUUGUAAGUAAUAUGUUAUGGGUGAUAAUCAUGUAAGGACCUCGUGGUUGGAAAGGA
Messenger RNA from Brassica rapa (field mustard), 880 nucleotides. RefSeq names its product probable pectinesterase/pectinesterase inhibitor. Lineage: Eukaryota; Viridiplantae; Streptophyta; Magnoliopsida; Brassicales; Brassicaceae. Gene Ontology annotation, molecular function: enzyme inhibitor activity. The record is from RefSeq and is a predicted model, not a curated record.